This is a messenger RNA of Arabidopsis arenosa, 1845 nucleotides long. NCBI's taxonomy places the organism in Eukaryota, Viridiplantae, Streptophyta, Magnoliopsida, Brassicales, Brassicaceae. The record is from the annotation of a GenBank genome assembly.
GGUAGAUUUAGGGUUUGUCUGUCUCUAGUUUUCGAGAUCGAGAGAGAUUUGUCAUGAAUAACAGAGGAAGAUAUCCCCCGGGUGUUGGUACCGGACGUGGUGCGCCGCCGAAUCCAGAUUAUCAAUCUUAUCGUCAGCAACAACCUCAAGAUCAGCAGUAUGUUCAACGCGGUUAUUCGCAGAACCCUCAGCAGAUGCAACAGCAGCAACAGCAUCAACAACAGCAACAACAACAGUGGUCAAGACGCUCUCAGCUUCCUGGAAACGCUAGUAACGCUAACGAGGUUCAAAAGACGUCUCAGCCCGAAGCAAGCAGCGAUGCUAAUGGUCAAGACUGGAAGGCAACGUUAAAGCUCCCACCUCCUGAUACUCGUUAUCAGACAGCGGAUGUGACAGCUACGAAAGGAAAUGAAUUCGAAGAUUACUUUCUGAAAAGAGAUCUGUUAAAGGGAAUAUAUGAGAAGGGUUUUGAGAAGCCAUCUCCAAUUCAAGAAGAGAGCAUUCCAAUUGCUUUAACUGGUAGUGAUAUUCUUGCUAGAGCCAAAAAUGGUACAGGAAAGACUGGUGCCUUCUGCAUUCCAGUCCUCGAGAAAAUUGAUCCAUCUAACAACGUUAUUCAAGCCAUGAUUCUAGUUCCAACGCGAGAGCUGGCCCUUCAGACAUCACAAGUUUGCAAGGAGCUUUCCAAAUAUCUGAAUAUCCAGGUUAUGGUCACCACUGGCGGUACCAGUCUGAGAGAUGAUAUUAUGAGAUUACAUCAGCCUGUGCAUCUACUGGUUGGAACUCCUGGAAGAAUAUUGGAUCUUACAAAAAAGGGUGUCUGUGUCUUGAAAGACUGUGCGAUGCUUGUAAUGGAUGAGGCCGACAAGCUUUUAUCUGCGGAAUUCCAACCUUCUCUUGAGGAAUUGAUACAGUUUCUGCCCCAAAAUCGUCAAUUUUUGAUGUUUUCUGCUACAUUCCCUGUCACUGUGAAGGCUUUUAAGGAUCGACAUCUCCGGAAGCCCUAUGUUAUCAAUCUCAUGGAUCAACUCACGCUUAUGGGUGUCACGCAAUAUUAUGCUUUUGUUGAAGAAAGACAGAAGGUUCACUGCCUCAACACACUUUUCUCUAAGCUGCAAAUAAAUCAAUCGAUAAUCUUUUGCAACUCUGUCAAUCGCGUGGAGCUGUUGGCUAAGAAAAUCACAGAACUUGGUUAUUCAUGCUUCUACAUCCAUGCGAAGAUGGUUCAAGACCAUAGGAACAGAGUAUUCCACGAGUUCCGCAAUGGUGCCUGCAGGAAUCUCGUUUGCACGGAUCUGUUUACUCGAGGAAUUGACAUUCAAGCUGUGAAUGUAGUGAUCAACUUCGAUUUUCCAAGGACUUCUGAGUCAUAUCUACACAGGGUGGGCCGAUCAGGACGGUUUGGACACCUUGGUUUGGCUGUGAAUUUGGUAACAUACGAGGACCGUUUCAAAAUGUAUCAGACUGAACAAGAACUUGGGACUGAAAUCAAACCAAUUCCUUCUAAUAUCGAUCAAGCAAUCUACUGUCAGUAAACUUGUAACCGUGCAUGAAACGUGUCUCCACCCGAGGAGAGAUACAGGAUGAUUAAAAUGGUGUUUCUCAAGCUCGAUGGGAGGAGAUGAGGCAACUUGGCGGUUCAUGUAAAGACUCGUUACUGAGUGGUUUGGUUUCUAAUCUAUCUUUAAGACUUUUGUUUUCUGGUUCUAUGAAACUUUUUUUACGUUGCACUUAUUAUGAGACUCUCUUUUGACUUGGUUAGUAAUAAAGAUGGACCCGUAUGACUCUCCUCUUUUUUAUUUUCGUGUUGGGCUUUGUUUGGAAUUAUAAAGCCCAUUUAGGAUC